Contarinia nasturtii (swede midge) is the source of this 3544-nucleotide messenger RNA. RefSeq names its product beta-mannosidase (gene beta-Man). Gene Ontology annotation, biological process: glycoprotein catabolic process. The coding region runs from base 413 to 3121 and encodes 902 amino acids. Gene Ontology annotation, molecular function: beta-mannosidase activity. The transcript is spliced from 9 exons. Lineage: Eukaryota; Metazoa; Arthropoda; Insecta; Diptera; Cecidomyiidae. The record is from RefSeq and is a predicted model, not a curated record.
UUCGCGCACAAGCCAAACAAAGUCAUAUUUUGUGGUAAUAUUUCAUCUAUCGACAGUGUGCAACAUGUUUUGUACUAUUAUCGAUGUCAGCUGAGCGUUUAUCCUGUCCAUUAUACUUUUAAUUUAAUUUAAUUUAUUCGGUUGAGCGGGAUUUUGAUUUAUUUUUGUUGCAUUCGUUGUUGGUCGGUCACAUAUUGUCGGUGGCAUUUCUUUUUCUUGUCGUGGGUAUUCAUUAUCAGUUGCCUGUGCUGCACUUCAGAUCGGCUUUUAUAUUUUGCAGUGAUGUGUUUCACAUAAUAAAAAUACAGAUAAUUUUGUGAAAAUUAUCGUUAAUCAACACAAAUCAAAGUGUUUUUUUUUUGUUCAUUCCAACAUCUAAAUAUAAACAGUACAAAUUUUGAAUGCUGACACAAUGGCUUGGAAUAAUAUUUUAUUCAAUGUGCUUAUUUUCAUGGUGACAACCAGUCAUGCCAUUGAAAUAUCAUUAUCGGAGGGAUGGACUAUCACAAAUGCGAAUCAAAGCAUUCGAAUACACAAUGAACAGAUUCCAUCAGGUGUUUAUACAGCAUUACAAAACGCAAAUAUAACCGAUUCCGUUUUGAAUAGCUACAACGAUGUUAAUCUGCGAUGGAUAGCAAAAGACGAAUGGAAGUAUACAUUAGAUUUUGGCGUUACGGACGAAUUACUAAAUCAUUCGCAUAUUUUAUUGGUGUUUCACGGUCUUGAUACAAUUGCAACCAUAUCAAUAAAUAAUCAUGAACUAUUGCCCAAUCCCAAUAACAUGUUUACACGAUAUCGCUACGAUGUUGCAGAUAAAUUGAUAACGUCAAAUAAUUACCUCGAAAUCCAAUUUCGAUCGCCAAUUGAAGUGGCUAAAAAAUAUGCGACCGAAAAUAACUUUACGCCACCCGAAUGCCCAAAUCAACGAUACCAUGGUGAAUGCCAUAUGAAUCAAUUGCGAAAAAUGCAGGCAAGCUUUUCAUGGGAUUGGGGUUUGGCUGCUCCUUCCGUUGGCAUUUGGAAACCCGUUACUUUGGAAGUGUAUGAUACUGCAAUAAUUCGUGAUAUCACAUAUACAUUGCAUUCGUUGAACGAUGAAUGGCAAAUUGAUGUCUCUGUUUACUUGGAAUGUGGCGUUGGUUCGAAAUCAAUUCGAUCAUUUGAAGGAUAUUUAUUUGUUGAUUUAAUUGAUUUACCGGAACUUCCUGCCAUCGAAAAGCAUGUGAUCAUUUCCCGAUCGAAGGUUGAUUCAUUCAAAGAAACCAUUACAUUUACUCUGCCAAAACAUUUAGUCGAACUAUGGUGGCCAAAUGGUUUUGGCAAUCAAACAUUGUAUCGCUUGAAUGUAACAUGGUUGGGUGAAAAUCGUGACAUAUUUACCAAUGAAAUUAAACAAAUUCCAAUCGAGUAUUUACGAUCGGAAAAAGUGAUACGUAUCGGUUUUCGAACGAUUGAAUUGCAAGAGGAUGAUGCAACCGAUGGCAAUUUAUUCUAUUUUAAUGUGAACGAUUUUCCGAUAUUUAUGAAGGGAACCAAUUUAAUUCCAAUCGAUAUUUUACCGGAAAAAAUGUUUAACAAAGAGAAAAUCGAAUAUUUGAUACUUUCAGCAAAAGAUGCACAUAUGAAUUCGAUCCGUGUAUGGGGCGGCGGUGUUUAUGAAUCCGAUUAUUUUUACGAUUUGGCCGAUGAACAUGGUUUGCUCAUUUGGCAAGAUAUGAUGUUUGCAUGUGCAAUGUAUCCAAUUCAUUCGGAGUUUUUGGACUCGGUUGAGGUAGAAAUUUCACAAAAUAUACGCCGUUUACAACAUCAUCCAUCGAUUUUAGUUUGGGCUGGAAAUAAUGAAAAUGAAGCGGCUCUGAUUCAAAAUUGGUACGGAACACGAAAAGAACAGGCACGUUUCAUGCAAGAGUAUAUUCAAUUGUAUAAAAAUGUCGUCGAGAAAGCGGUACGCGAUAACGACCAAUGGCACAUCUGGUUAUAUUCAUCGCCAUCGAAUGGCAAUCGAUCGAAUAAGGUUAUCAAUGAAAAUCCACAGGAUAAUAAUCGUGGUGAUGUUCAUUAUUAUAACUACAUAUCGGAUGCAUGGAAUUCAAAUAUAUUUCCGAAGGCACGAUUUAUAUCCGAAUAUGGUUUUCAAAGCAUUCCAUCGCUCCAUAGUAUUCAACAAACAAUGUAUUCAACGGAUAAAUUGGAUGACCUAAUUGAUCAUCGUCAACAUUUUCCAUUUGGAAAUUUGCCAAUAAUCACUGCCAUCAAUCGAAGUUUAUUAUUACCAAAACAGUCAAGCGCCAAUUAUUGGGAUACAUUCAUUUAUUUUAGUCAAAUAAAUCAAGCAAUGUCAACAAAAAUUGAAACCGAAACAUACAGAGUUGGACGAUUUUUUGAAUGGAAAACAAUGGGCGCAUUAUAUUGGCAAUUGAAUGACGUUUGGACGGCUCCAUCGUGGUCGAGCAUCGAAUACAAUGGAAAUUUUAAACUGUUGCACUAUUGGGCCAAAGAUUUCUUUGCACCCAUCCAUGUGGUGGCUAACAUCGAUGUACUAAACAAAUUAAAUGUUUUUAUUAUCAAAGACACCGUUGGCAGAGCUCCCACACUAAAUCUAUAUUUACGCAUUUAUAACUGGUCAAGUUUGAAACCGGUAUUGCAACGAAAUUUCGUGAUAUCAAUGCCGGAAAAAUACGUUGAACGUGUGCUGUUUGAAAAUGUAAAAGAUUUCUUUAAUGAUGCAAUUAACAGUACAAAUAGUUUUAUGCAUUUUGAACUGAAAGACAAAGAGACCGAUGAACUAUUGUCAACGAAUUUCCUUCUUUUGGACAAAUUUAAAAAGAGCAAACAAAUUACAAAUCCACAAUUACAGUACACCAUCACAAACCAGCAUUGUGAUCCAAAAACUGGCAUUCAUUCAGCAAAUAUUGAGAUAUCAGUGACAGCACCAGCGAUUUUUGUUUACAUUAAAAUAAAAACGCCGCAAAUCGAAACGUAUAAGUUAUCAAAAAAUGGCUUUAUUCAACUAUCGUCGAUGGAUUUAGUUACAAUAUCAUUUAAUAAUCGAAAUUGUGCAAUGGCAUUUACCAACGACGAUAUACAAAUUCUAACCGUUAAUGAUUUUUUAACAACGUAAUUUUUGUUUUCAGUUUUUCUUUAGCGAAUUUAACAAUCAAUUAUAUAUGACUCAUCUGGCCGUCGUUUACGUUUUGUCUCAUUUUUUUCUCUUCUUUCUUUCUUUCUUUCUUUUUUUUUAAAUUUCAUUCACAUUAUUUGCCGGUCGUGACAAAAAUGUUCAACCUAAAUUGAGUUUGUGAUUGAUUCGGGUUAUUUUGUAUAAGCAUUUCUACAAAAAAAAAAAAUAGGCAAAGAAAAAUACAAUCAAAUAAUUUAGAGCAAAAUAAAAUUAUAAUAAUUACAAUAAAAAAAAUAUAAUAAUGACAUUAAUGCAAUCAACAAGGAACGGUAAAUUCGCUGUUUGUUUUGGGCAAUUUUAUGACUGCGAAUGAACAAAAAAGCAAAAAAAAAAAUACAGAAAUUACUUAACAAAUUUCAUGAA